Dendronephthya gigantea is the source of this 1068-nucleotide messenger RNA. Its product is annotated as octapeptide-repeat protein T2-like. The transcript has a single exon. The annotation marks the transcript as partial. The record is from RefSeq and is a predicted model, not a curated record. NCBI's taxonomy places the organism in Eukaryota, Metazoa, Cnidaria, Anthozoa, Malacalcyonacea, Nephtheidae.
AGGGAAAAAAGAGAAGAAAGAGAGGGGAAGAGAAGAAAGAAAAAAGAAGGGAAGAGAAAAAAGAAAAGAAAGAAGGGGGGAGGAAAGAGGGGAAGAAAAAAAGGGGAGGGAGGGAGGGAGAGAGAGAGGAGGAAAAGAGGGGAAAAGAAAAGGGGAGAAAAAAAGAAGGGGAGGAGAAAAAAGAAAGGGGGGAGGAGAAAAAAAAAGGGGGAGGAAAAAAAGAGGGGAGGAGAAGGGGAGAAGGAGAGGGGAGGAAAAGGAAGGGGGAAAGAAGGGAGGAGGGAGAAAGAGGGAAAGGAAAGGAGAAGAGAGAGGGAAAAGAGAAAGGAAGGGAAAGGAAAGGAGAAGAGAGAGGGAAAAGAGAAAGGAAGGAAAAGGAAAGGAGAAGAGAGAGGGAAAAGGGAAAGGAAGGGAAAGGAAAGGAGAAGAGAGAGGAAAAGAGAAGGAAGGAAAAGGGAAGGAGAGGGGAAGGGAAGAGGAGGGAAGGGGAAAAAAGGAAGGAGAGAAGAGGGAGAGGGAAAGAAGAAAAAGAGGAAAGAAGAAGGGGAAGAGGGGAAAAAAGAGGAAAGAGAAAAAAGAGGGGGGAGAAGGGGAGAAAGGGGGGAGAGGGGAAGGAAAGAGAAAGAGGAGAGAAGGGGAAAGGAAAGAGGGAGAGGGGAAAGAGAGGAAAGGGAGAAGGGGAGAGGAAAGAGAAGAAAAGGGAGGGGAAAGAGGAAAGAGGAGGGAGAGGGGGAAGAAAAAGAAGAGGGAGAGGGGAAAGAAAAAGGAGGGGAAAGGGGGAAGAAGAGGAGAGAGAGAAGGGGAAAGGAGAAGGGAAAGGAAAGAAAAGAAAAGGGAAGGGAAAAGAAGAGGGAAAGGGAGAGGGGAAAAGGAAAGGAAGAGGAAGGGGAAGGGAAGAGAAGAGGGAAAGGGGAAGGGGGAAAAAAAGAAGGGGAAAAAAGGGAAGGGAAAAAACAAAAGGAGAGGGGAAGGAAAAGGAAGGAGGGAAGGGGAGGGGGAGGGAAAGGAGAGAAGGGAAGGAAGAAAAGAGAGGAGAAAAUGAAAAGAAGGAAAAGGGAAGGGGGUUAA